GUUUCUGCCAGUGAAUCAGUCUGCUGGUGGAGACGGACCAGGGACCGUGGCAGCAGACAGACCAAGGCAGUGGAAGCAGAGCCCCAAGAUGUGGUGCCUCCUCGUGCUGCUCUGCUCCCAAGGAAUUGCCUUUUCUGCGGGAUUCACAGCAGCCUCUGCUCGGAGUGUUGGCGCAAGCUGGCGCAAGAGGACUCGCAACCCCGAAUGCUUCAUGAACGUUAGUGAAAUUAUCAGAUAUCAYGGAUACCCUAGCGAGGAAUAUGAAGUUACAACAAAGGAUGGAUACAUUCUUAGUGUCAACAGAAUUCCUGCUGGGAGGAAUGCCCGAAAUACAGGGCAAAGGCCUGUAGUGUUCCUACAGCAUGCUUUUCUAGGAGAUGCUACUCACUGGAUUACCAACCUGCCCAACAACAGCUUGGGCUUCCUCCUCGCAGAUGCUGGCUGUGAUGUCUGGCUUGGAAACAGCAGAGGGAACACUUGGUCUAUGAAACACAAGACYCUCAAGCCCAGCCAGAAAGAGUUCUGGCAGUACAGCUUCGAUGAAAUGGGUAAAUAUGACAUUCCAGCAGAGCUGUACUUCAUCAUGAACAAAACUGGACAGAAGGAUAUUUACUAUAUUGGUCACUCUGAAGGGUCAACUACAGGCUUUAUAGCAUUUUCUACGUACCCUGAGCUGGCUAAACAAGUGAAAGUGUUCUUUGCUCUGGGCCCAGUAACUUCAUGCUCACAUGCUACAAGCCCUCUGUUUAGCCUAAUAAAUCUUCCUGAACCACUAAUCAAGUUAAUAUUUGGCUCUAAAGGAGCCGCGCACCAGAUCGAAUUUCUGAGAGGACCCGUGACACAGCUCUGCACAAGCCUGGAUAAGUUUUGUGCCCAUGUUCUCAUUUACAUAGCUGGAGGCAGCAUAAAAAAUAUCAACAUGAGUCGAAUAGAUACAAUCGUGGGACAUUCCCCAGCUGGAACAUCAGUACAGAACAUUAUGCAUUGGCGACAGCUAGCGCAUGAGGACCAGUUUAGAGCUUAUGACUAUGGCCCUAAGGAAAACAUGAAGAAAUACAACCAGACUGCUCCUCCUGAGUACAAGAUCGAGGAGGUAAAGAUACCAACUGCUGUUUGGAGUGGAGGACAGGACACAUUCGCAGACCCUAAAGACACAGCAAAGCUGCUUCCUCGGAUUACUAAUCUCAUUUACCAUGAAGAUUUUCCUGCAUGGGGACAUCUUGAUUUCAUCUGGGGCCUCGAUGCAACCGAGAAAAUGUACAUGAAAAUCAUUGAACUAAUAGGAAAAUAUCUUUGAAACCAUGA
Messenger RNA from Malurus melanocephalus (red-backed fairy wren), 1305 nucleotides. Its product is annotated as lysosomal acid lipase/cholesteryl ester hydrolase-like. The coding region runs from base 89 to 1297 and encodes 402 amino acids. The transcript is spliced from 10 exons. NCBI's taxonomy places the organism in Eukaryota, Metazoa, Chordata, Aves, Passeriformes, Maluridae. The record is from RefSeq and is a predicted model, not a curated record. Gene Ontology annotation, molecular function: hydrolase activity, acting on ester bonds. Gene Ontology annotation, biological process: lipid metabolic process.